GUUAUCCACUUCCAGGUUGUGUUGUUCGUUAUAUCACCAUCUAUUCAUAGUACACAUACAAACUUCUCUUGGACAUCGCAUUUUAAUGCUUUUGAUAAUAACUUGCCUUCGUUCGUCACACCAUCGCAACCGCCAAAAUGGCGGACAUGAACGAAUACGUCGCUACUGAGACGAUUAAAGCAGAAGAGAAGAUAUCCAGGUAUCGACCAGGUGGAUUCCACCCUGUUGCUCUUGGCAAUUCCUUCAAACAAGGCCGCUACACUGUCGUCCAUAAACUUGGCUAUGGGGGGUUUUCUACCGUAUGGGUUGCAUAUGACGAUAUCCUUCAUCAAUGGGUGGCUCUCAAAAUCAUGACUGCUGCAAUGACCGAGACAUCGCGAGAACUCAGGUGGUACGAUGCAUUGGGGGUAUGGCGCCCAGACAGCCUAUACUCUAAGUACGUUGUCCGAUUACUGGAUCAUUUCCUUAUCGAGGGGCCAAAUGGUGCGCAUUUGGCGCUGGCAUUUGAGCUUAUGGGCCCCAAUGUCAGAUCAAUUGUCAAAACCGAGUACCACAAUCGCGCAGAGGUUGAUCCCAUAACCAUCCUGAGAAUGACAGAACAUGUGCUCAAAGCGCUUGAAUUUAUCCACCAGAGCGGAUUUGCACAUGGAGAUGUAAGCACCAAAAACAUGGCAUUUAAGGCCGAGCAUCUGUCAAAUAUGACAAAAGAAAAACUCUUCGAGGUCCUUGGAGCUCCCUCAAUCGGGAACGUGGCUCGUGUUGAUGGGCAGCCACUCGCAGAUGGAAUACCCUAUUACCUCGUAGGUAGCGCAACCUGGGGUGGAUGGGUUAACGAAUGUGACGAGGACUUUCGGCUUCUUGACUUUGGAGAGUGUUUUGUUCUCGGAAGGGAACCUGAGAUUAUCACCCAGCCUGGGGGAUUAAUGCCACCCGAAACUGUUCUCACAGAAGUGUAUGACUACAUAGUUGAUCUGUGGCGUGUUGGCAUUGCGAUCUAUUCGUUCGUAUUUGGAGGACUCCCAUUCUAUUGCAUUGGGGACAGAGACAACCUUGUUAUCCAGAUGAUCGAAUUUAUCGGAGACCUUCCACAAGAGUGGAAGCCCAGUUUUGAUCACUUGAGGAUUGACUUCAGAAGACAGCCGCUGCUAGAUGGCGACCUUCGCGUUGACCGAGGGCUCGAAUACAAAUUCAAACAUCAGAUCCACGAAGCAGAGCUGCAGCCCCUCCUCCCUGUCAUCCAGGGGCUGAUGAAGUUCAGGCCGUCCGAGCGAAUUUCGGCGCAACAAGCUCUGGAGAUGAUGAAGUCCAGGUAGCAGGGGGACAGAGUUGUAAUGGCACGUGCGAUGAGCAAAGAGGCGGAUGGAGUACCGCAAUUUAGCGGGCGUCUAACGGAUAACUUCUUCUAAAACAUGUUUCAGUAUCAGCGUCAGUCUAGCCUCUCAUUAUCACAUCGACAUUUGGGACCACAGAGGCAGCAUCCCAUUAUACCAUGUGAAACCAGGAUAUCAGCCUUGUAGAAUAUUCUGGCUACCUGGCUCUAUAACCUGGCUCUAACCUGUAUCCUUAAAGCACGUUUCUGGAAGGUUCAAAAAGAUCGUCUACCUCAGGCACACCAUCCACCCGAUUUUCAACCGUAUACAACCAGUCUCGAUCUUUCAAGAACUGCACCAAUGUCUUUCCAUCCCCUGCAUCGGAAUCUAGGGCAAACAAGCCAUUUUCUAGAAGCGUUGGCAAGCAAGAAUACGCGCGAUCUUCAUUUUCUAGUGCAUUCUGAAGAAUGGAGCGUCCGCCCUCGUCCCUCGUGUGCAUAUGGGCACCCGCUUUGACCAACAUCAUGAAUACGCCCAUGCCUCCUCUCUCUACGCAAUAUGAUAGAGCUGUCCGUCCUACUACCGUUCUGGAAUUGAGAUCCAUACCCGAUUCUAUUAGAAUUUCCAUGAAGUCGUCAUCUCGUUGGUUCAGGAUUGCGAUGUGUAGCGGCGUCUUGUUAUCCUCAAAACACUCCAAGUUCGGUAUUAGGGCCGAGCUCAAGUAUUACCUUCAGCGCUGGGAUACACCAUGAAUCCGGGGCCGGUUUGCUAUUCAUCAUCAUGAGAUGGAGCGGAGUGUAUCCCAACUCGUCUUGUGCGUUGAUAUCAGCCCCGUUUUCAAAUAGGAGCCGAA
This is a messenger RNA of Pseudogymnoascus destructans, 2163 nucleotides long. RefSeq lists its product as uncharacterized. Gene Ontology annotation, molecular function: protein kinase activity; ATP binding. Gene Ontology annotation, biological process: protein phosphorylation; regulation of mRNA processing; spliceosomal complex assembly. The record is from RefSeq and is a predicted model, not a curated record. NCBI's taxonomy places the organism in Eukaryota, Fungi, Ascomycota, Leotiomycetes, Thelebolales, Thelebolaceae. Bases 138 to 1313 code for a protein of 391 amino acids. The transcript is spliced from 5 exons.